AUGGUGACACUUGCUCUUUUUCUGCAGAUCGAGUCCUGGGAAGAGGACACAGUCUGCCCUGUCCAGGACCCUGUGCUCAGCUCAGACGCCAUGUACGUGGUGGUGCCGCUGCUGGGGGUGGGGCUGCUGAUUGUUGUCGCCCUGUUCAUCAUCUGGCGGUGUCAGCUGCAGAAGGCCGCCCAUCACCACCCCUCCUACACACAGAACCGGUACCUUGCCAGUCGUGCUGGGCACAACCUCCCUCGGGUCAUGGUGUACCGUGGCACUACGCAUGGCCCGGCAGAGUCCCUUGGGCACCGGGGAGCAAGGAGCUACCCGCAGGUGGUGGUGGGGCCCGGUCAUGGAAGCAGGGCCACGGUCAGGCUCCCGAGCACCCUCUACCUCCCCGAGCUCCCCCUCUGCAGACUCGGCAGUGCCACCCCUCCCCCAUCCUAUGAGGAGGCGACUGCUUCCCGGGAGGAGGCUGGUGUCACUUACAGUGACCCGCCCCCAAAGUAUGAGGAGAUAGUGGAGGUCAACCCCGCCUCAGACAAGUAG
Messenger RNA from Elephantulus edwardii (Cape elephant shrew), 537 nucleotides. It is a transcript of the gene PRRG3, whose product is annotated as proline rich Gla (G-carboxyglutamic acid) 3 (transmembrane). Bases 1 to 537 code for a protein of 178 amino acids. The transcript has a single exon. NCBI's taxonomy places the organism in Eukaryota, Metazoa, Chordata, Mammalia, Macroscelidea, Macroscelididae. The record is from RefSeq and is a predicted model, not a curated record.